Ricinus communis (castor bean) is the source of this 2046-nucleotide messenger RNA. RefSeq names its product casbene synthase, chloroplastic-like. The coding region runs from base 85 to 1893 and encodes 602 amino acids. Gene Ontology annotation, molecular function: magnesium ion binding; terpene synthase activity. The transcript has 7 exons. Gene Ontology annotation, biological process: diterpenoid biosynthetic process. Lineage: Eukaryota; Viridiplantae; Streptophyta; Magnoliopsida; Malpighiales; Euphorbiaceae. The record is from RefSeq and is a predicted model, not a curated record.
ACAAUCUUAGCAUUCACCACUCAGCAGCCGCCUCUCCUACCCCAAUUAGCACAGAAGAUUUGGUGGUUCCUCUCCUUGUGAAACAUGGCAUUGCCAUCAGCUGCUAUGCAAUCCAACCCUGAAAAGCUUAACUUAUUUCACAGAUUGUCAAGCUUACCCACCACUAGCUUGGAAUAUGGCAAUAAUCGCUUCCCUUUCUUUUCCUCAUCUGCCAAGUCACACUUUAAAAAACCAACUCAAGCAUGUUUAUCCUCAACAACCCACCAAGAAGUUCGUCCAUUAGCAUACUUUCCUCCUACUGUCUGGGGCAAUCGCUUUGCUUCCUUGACCUUCAAUCCAUCGGAAUUUGAAUCGUAUGAUGAACGGGUAAUUGUGCUGAAGAAAAAAGUUAAGGACAUAUUAAUUUCAUCUACAAGUGAUUCAGUGGAGACCGUUAUUUUAAUCGACUUAUUAUGUCGGCUUGGCGUAUCAUAUCACUUUGAAAAUGAUAUUGAAGAGCUACUAAGUAAAAUCUUCAACUCCCAGCCUGACCUUGUCGAUGAAAAAGAAUGUGAUCUCUACACUGCGGCAAUUGUAUUCCGAGUUUUCAGACAGCAUGGUUUUAAAAUGUCUUCGGCAGAUGUGUUUAGCAAAUUCAAGGACAGUGAUGGUAAGUUCAAGGAAUCCCUACGGGGUGAUGCUAAGGGUAUGCUCAGCCUUUUUGAAGCUUCCCAUCUAAGUGUGCAUGGAGAAGACAUUCUUGAAGAAGCCUUUGCUUUCACCAAGGAUUACUUACAGUCCUCUGCAGUUGAGUUAUUCCCUAAUCUCAAAAGGCAUAUAACGAACGCCCUAGAGCAGCCUUUCCACAGUGGCGUGCCGAGGCUAGAGGCCAGGAAAUUCAUCGAUCUAUACGAAGCUGAUAUUGAAUGCCGGAAUGAAACUCUGCUCGAGUUUGCAAAGUUGGAUUAUAAUAGAGUUCAGUUAUUGCACCAACAAGAGCUGUGCCAGUUCUCAAAGUGGUGGAAAGACCUGAAUCUUGCUUCGGAUAUUCCUUAUGCAAGAGACAGAAUGGCAGAGAUUUUCUUUUGGGCAGUCGCGAUGUACUUUGAGCCUGACUAUGCACACACCCGAAUGAUUAUUGCGAAGGUUGUAUUGCUUAUAUCACUAAUAGAUGAUACAAUUGAUGCGUAUGCAACAAUGGAGGAAACUCAUAUUCUUGCUGAAGCAGUCGCAAGGUGGGACAUGAGCUGCCUCGAGAAGCUGCCAGAUUACAUGAAAGUUAUUUAUAAACUAUUGCUAAACACCUUCUCUGAAUUCGAGAAAGAAUUGACGGCGGAAGGCAAGUCCUACAGCGUCAAAUACGGAAGGGAAGCGUUUCAAGAACUAGUGAGAGGUUACUACCUGGAGGCUGUAUGGCGCGACGAGGGUAAAAUACCAUCGUUCGAUGACUACUUGUAUAAUGGAUCCAUGACCACCGGAUUGCCUCUCGUCUCAACAGCUUCUUUCAUGGGAGUUCAAGAAAUUACAGGUCUCAACGAAUUCCAAUGGCUGGAAACUAAUCCCAAAUUAAGUUAUGCUUCCGGUGCAUUCAUCCGACUUGUCAACGACUUAACUUCUCAUGUGACUGAACAACAAAGAGGACACGUUGCAUCUUGCAUCGACUGCUAUAUGAACCAACAUGGAGUUUCCAAAGACGAAGCAGUCAAAAUACUUCAAAAAAUGGCUACAGAUUGUUGGAAAGAAAUUAAUGAAGAAUGUAUGAGGCAGAGUCAAGUGUCAGUGGGUCACCUAAUGAGAAUAGUUAAUCUGGCACGUCUUACGGAUGUGAGUUACAAGUAUGGAGACGGUUACACUGAUUCCCAGCAAUUGAAACAAUUUGUUAAGGGAUUGUUCGUUGAUCCAAUUUCUAUUUGAACUCAAUAAUUCCUUUUUUCAUUUUGUACUUCAAUAAGUUAUAAAUGACCCGUGCACUAGCUGUGGUGAUUAUUGUAUUUAAAUUGCCUUUUAAAUUAAUAUAUGAAUCAAGAAUUUUAUAGAAAAAAUCUCAUAUUAUUAAUCUUUUUGCAA